UGCAAAAGGAAUGGAAGUCCGGGCUUAUAAAUAUAAAUGCCGUCAACGCCUUGAGGCGCCAAACAUAUUGAAAUUGUCUUUUUGCACGACGGUUCAAUGCACAGACUUAAAAAUUUUGCCGUCUGGUCAAAGUUGAAUGGUCAGAAUGUUGGGGAAAAAAAUGUGAACUCUCCUGGUGUGUUUUUCCAAGCGGUUUGUUAGUAAUUUAAUUGCCAAAUGCAAAUUUCGAAUUCCCUGCGCAGAUUUUCCCUGACAUUAAAUACAAGGCAAAUAAUGACUAGCAUAAAAUUAGGUAGAGUGCUGUCCAGGUGCAACAGAUUGAACUUUGAACGCAAUUUUAGUGGAAAACAGAAAUUAAAUUUUAUGGACUAUAGGGUGCACAAUUGUCCUAUAAACUUAGUCGCUUUGCAAUUGCUUAACCCAGCUUAAAUAAACAAAUAUAUGCUGUUGGCUCGAGCACAAUUUGCAGAUGCUCAAAGGGUACUUGUGGAUAUUAGUGAGGGAAGAAGCUCUUCAAUGGCUGCAUCAGUAAAUGGCGACAUUGGACAACUAUUUACACAAUAUCCUGUUUCAGAUUCCGUACAUAAUUAUCUGCAUUGGUUUGGCAAACAACUCCCGAGAAAUGAAAGGGUUUGUAUCGCUGCUUGAUUCUAACAAAAGGAGGUGAAUCAACACAACCACAAAUCUGUGGGACAGCAGCACCUAUUCCUUAUGGGCCAUAACAAAAUAAAGGGGAAAAAAAUAUGGCACCAAACCAGACAGAAAGUGUUUGUUGAAAUAGUUAAUUCCCUAGGGUCCACAAAGCUGCUUUACUUUUAUGUUUGAAGAACUUGAACUUCAGGUUGCUAAACUAAACUUUAAAAAAGAGUAGGCUCAGCAUUCUAAGUAAGAACGAGUUAAGCUGAGAUACAUUUCACAUUCAUUUCUCUUCCCUACAUAAGCAGAGAAACUCCAAAAUGCCAGCAGAUAAGCCCCCCGAGUUCAAGUUUCCCAUGCAUGAUUUACACUUGAAGCAAACGUUUCGCAAUGUAAAAGUGGGCUGCACUUUGUCCCUGAUAGCUCCACUUAUUUUGUACACUUUAUACAACAAUCCGCGCAAGAGGAAGUACAGGAACUUUUACUCCAACUACGAUCCGAUGGAUGCGUUCGAUCGCAUGAUGAGUGGAGGCUACCUAUCGUCCUGUCCGCCGGGCAGUGGUCCCAAAAAGGAUGACAAGAAGAAGAAGAAAUAGAUCAAGGCAGCGACAGUACUUUAUCUCAAUUCCCAUUGAACACCAUACAGAAUGCCACCUUUCAACUCUUGACAAAUUGACCAUGUGACCUCUUGUCGACACACCUCCCCUAAUGGAAAUCAAAAUUUACAUGAAAUAGUUUACACAUUACAUUACAAAUAAAUUGGAGCAUUGCAAACAAU
Molecule: messenger RNA, 1414 nt
Organism: Drosophila sechellia
Lineage: Eukaryota; Metazoa; Arthropoda; Insecta; Diptera; Drosophilidae
Gene: COX6CL
Product: Cytochrome c oxidase subunit 6C-like
Exons: 2
Coding region: 957-1232 (91 amino acids)
Source: RefSeq, a predicted model, not a curated record